This is a messenger RNA of Mixia osmundae IAM 14324, 4947 nucleotides long. RefSeq lists its product as uncharacterized. Gene Ontology annotation, cellular component: membrane. Gene Ontology annotation, molecular function: serine-type endopeptidase activity. Gene Ontology annotation, biological process: proteolysis. The record is from RefSeq and is a predicted model, not a curated record. Lineage: Eukaryota; Fungi; Basidiomycota; Mixiomycetes; Mixiales; Mixiaceae. The coding region runs from base 1 to 4947 and encodes 1648 amino acids. The transcript is spliced from 17 exons.
AUGUCGAGCAGCAAAGACCGGCUCGAAGUGUCUACGCCCUCAGACUGGCCAGACAGGUCACUUGCCAGCUUGGACGAAGCUUUGCGGUGCCCCAUAUGCUCAGACUACUAUACUCGUCCAGUCAUGCUCGCUUCGACUUGCCGGCACUCUUUCUGCUCGAUCUGUGCCAGAGAAUACAUGACCCGUCAAUCAGAAUGCCCUACCUGUCACGUCAAAGCGAAUGAUGGACAGCUCAGAGCGGAACCGGCGCUCGAACAAGCUGUCAAUGCCUUUAUUGCGGCCAGGGCCAGCCUCUUGGAACGAUUCACAAGGUCUGCAAAGACCAAGCGACGAUCAGUCAGUCCGUCAAAUGAGUCUCGCUCUACCAAGCGACCCAAACACUCUCCAGCCGUCACCAAUGGCUCGGGUAAGUACAAGCCGCAGCGCAAUGGCAAGCACAAUCAGCCCAUCGUACUCGAUGACGACGAUCAGCCUGACAGCAAAGCGAGCUCCGUUGAAGCAGUAGACGAGCCGACAUCUAGCCUCGAAGUCAUCAACAUGGACGAUGUCAAGACGAUUGUCCAGUGCCCCGUGUGCGACGGCAAGCUACGUAAUGGCGAUGCCGCCAACCAUCUCACGGUCUGCAAAGGCCAACCGGAUGAACAUGGCAAUGCCGUCGGGCGAUGUGUGAGCCUUUCCGCGCAGACCUCUGCGAAGCAAGGAUGGGGAUCCAUAGGCAUGCAAUCUACAGCUCCACCUGUAUUCCCCUUUGCUGGAAAAAGAAUCGCAAAAGUCAACUAUGCCAACAAGACAAAGCCGCAGCUCAAGAAACUUCUACAGGAGAUGAUGUUGCCUGCGGAAGGAGAGAUUGAUACAUUGCGAGAUCGUCAUCACCGCUUCAUCAUGCUACACAACGCCAACCUUGAUUCGGAGAAGCCGGAUUCGCACGAAGAGAUCAAGAAGGAGCUAGCAAAAUGGGAGAGGUUGCAAGCAGUUGAGCUUGCGCCCGUUCUGGCCACCUUUUCUUCCGAACGCGAUAAGCCCAACCCGACAAGCGCGAUCAAAAGCCAUUAUGACACCCACAAAGACCACCAGCAUCCGUACAUCCUGACUAUCUCGACUUUCUCGAACGUGCUCAGGCCUCACAGAAGACGCUUUGUUCGCUUCCGCUUCAAGAGCGCUCUCGUCGGACCUCCGAGCACAACCUCGAGGGUCUGCUCAGACGAACAUACCUACCCGCUCAGACUAUUGCGUCAAGUCGAAGCGUUUGUACUGUCACCGAUGGCUCGUUACGACGAAGAUGCAGAUUGGCAACCUGAGCAAGACGUGCACCCCAGAUCUCGCUCCCUCCUUCACCAUCAAGAGCAUGAUGAUGAUAAUGAUGAUGACGAAGAAGAGGAGUAUCAUCCUCAGCAAGAGUAUCGCCCUCGUCAGCGCGGCCCUGCCCCAACGCUAAGGGCGCCCCGUCCGGACGAUGAUGAGGAGGAAGACUUCCCAGACCAGCCAUCGGACAAGCCAUUUGCUUGUGAGACAUGCGGCAAGGCAUUCGCGCGUCGAUCAGAUCUGAUCAGACAUAAUCGGAUUCAUACGAACGACAGGCCUUUCAAGUGUGACUGGCCUCGAUGUAACAAGAGCUUCAUUCAGCGGUCUGCAUUGACAGUACACAAUCGUACACAUACCGGAGCAAAGCCUCAUGCAUGCGAGCAGUGCGGUAGACGCUUCUCAGAUUCAUCCUCUCUCGCUAGACAUCGUCGCGUCCACAAUGGUACUCGACCGUACGUCUGCGACGCGUGUGAAAGAUCAUUCUGUCGCAAGAUCACGCUAUCGAAGCAUAUCAAGCGGACUCACACGCCCUUGCCAGACGUGCCUGCCAACUUUAUUCGAUCAGCAGAUGGUAGCUCCGAUAUCGGAUCGCCUCAUGCUUCCGGUGGCGGUCAUUCCGAACACGAUGGCGAGGGUGAAGAUGACCAUUCCUCAAGCAUGCAGCCGCACUUGCCUUAUUUCCAGAAUGCGCCACCGAUAGGGAGAUCUUACUCGUACGCCGGCCCAUCGACUGCGCAACUCGGCGCAUAUUCAAUGUCGCAACCCAUGUACCAAUCGCGCUCUGAUCAAGGUCCCACGAACGGCUACGGUAACAUCGGACAGCCAUCUGGAUUUGCCGGUCGUCGGAUGCCUAUACCGGAGCAGAGAGGAGCAGGCAACUUUCCCAAUCUAGCUGCUGCUGCCUCGUCCCAAUUUUACCCUCUGGACGAUUAUCCGCCUACUUAUCCUGCUCAAUUGAAUCAGUUGCCUGCCCUCACCAUGGCUUCGCAACCUGCAUUCCAGUAUGGCGAUCCAUUUGCACAGUUUCAGCAGGCUGGCAGCCGGUUUAAUUUCCAACAGGGCAGAGCACAAUUGCCGUCGAUCAAUUGGCAAGGCUCGCUUUCUCAUCCUAUCAGCUCACAAGCUCAACAUCCGCAUCCCAGCGCUCAUCCAGCUCACCCGGCGCACCCGACUCAUCCCCAGAGCGGCUAUGCUCAAGCUCAGCCGCAAUACCACCCAGGAUCGCACUACGCGCAGCAAACUUCGUUCGUGCAAUCUACGCCAGCGCAGGACGAGGUCAGGCGAUCAAGCAACAUGUUCUUGUCACGUCCAUCGCCCCCGACGAGCGAUCAGCGCGGUCAGGCCGGACCCGAGCCUAUGCAGACGCGUAGCCAGCCGCAGCUGAAUCCGCCUGCAUCCUCUGACGCGCCUGCACCUGUUGCUCCUGAUAAGCGAGCUGUGUUCAAUGCUGCAGAGUGGCAGCAAGAUGCCUACUACUCGCCUGCGCAGUCAUCUCUUGACUAUUCGGGAGUUCACGAUCGAAGCUUCGACGAGGAUGACCAAGGCGACGACGGCUACUUUGACUAUGCACAGCAUACAGGCAGCUCAAGUAGGCAAGAUGCUCCACAACGAACCCAGCCCUCUCGUCGUGAUGCUAGCAGGACACCCUCCCCGCUACCCUCCUCCCGCCAAGAUCCUUCGAGCUCGCGCUACUAUUCCGGCGUGGCAGAGACGAUAGCAGAUGCGCCGAGGGGUGGCCCAAGCAGAGGUCAGAGCGGCAAGAAGACCACGCAGCAUCCUGCUGUACCACCUGUUCCCAGCGUACCUGCGCUCUACAGCCAACGCAAGCCUACACGUGCGGAGCCGCAGAUCCCUCUAGCCGAGAGACGGCCACGCACGAGCAGCUUCCAGCCUGAUUACAGUCUGAGCUUUGAUCAGUGGCAGAAGCCGGCUCAAGGCCCGCAAGGUUACCUGGGCGUCAGCACAAUGACUCGAUCAACGUCGCGAGAUAUCCUAGAUGACGCGGAAUCGCUGUAUCCAUACGACUCGAUCAGCAACGUCGGUGGUGCGAGAUCACCUGCCGCUGUACCUGAGGCGACCUACACGCCCAUACGAGCACAUGCAGCGGGAGCUCGAGGCAUCGACAUGAACGAUCCGUAUCCGGGUUCCACAAUUGGCCGAGACCCGGACUACUUUGGACGGGCAGUAUCUAAUCGACAGGAAGAGGAGGAAGCGAGUCCGCAUAAUGUCUAUUCGCGCGAGCAGCAUGAUUUGCUGCGAUCAACGAUGAGCUUGCAGGCGCCUAGCUAUCGUUCAGCUGCGUAUGCACAACAUGCUCCACGGCCAUCAGAUGCGCAGACACUCUACGACGAUGACGAUGAGAAGCGACUGGUCAAUUGCGCCAUCCUGCCGGCAGGCAGGCAACGUUUCUCGACAGAUACGGCUAUGACAAAAGAGUACGAUGCUGCAGAUGGGAAGUACAUGGAAGAUGGAGAUCACGCAUAUCCACCCCGGUUACGGGGUAGACAAGCAAGACCCGUCUUUCCGCCUAGACCGAAUGUUUUCUGGCGCAAUCUACGCGAUACGACGGAUCAAGAGCAAAAAGUCGACAAUCAUCGACGCGGCAUUGGCGUGCAGAAGCACCCCAUUGUCGUCUGGAUACUCAGUCUGGCCAUGAUCGCUACUUUUGCUGUCGAGAUGGUCAAUCAGUCGAAAGCGACAGGCUCGCCGUUCUCGUUCAAGCCAACCAUCAAUCCAAUGCUCGGGCCGAGCACAUGGGUGCUCAUCAACAAUGGUGCACGCUUUGAUCCAUGCAUGAAAUCAGUGCCCACGAUCACAGACAACCCAGGCCUACAAUUUCCAUGUCUGAACAACACUGCCAAUCCUGCAACGUCGCUGUGCUCGCUGGAACAGAUCUGCGGAUUUGGAGGCUUUGAUGGCAAGGUGCCUAAUCAAGGCUUUCGUUUCGUCCUUCCCAUCUUUGUUCAUGCCGGAUUGGUCCACAUCGCGUUGAAUCUGCUCGUGCAAGUGACGAGCUCGGCCGAAGUCGAACGGCAGAUGGGGUCCUUGCGGUUCUUUCUGCUCUACUUUCCCGCUGGCAUUUUCGGUUUUAUUCUGGGUGGCAACUUUGCUCUUGUCGGUCUGCCCAGCGUAGGCGCAUCAGGCGCGAUAUAUGGCACACACGCUUCGGUGUUCGUCGAUCUGGUCGCACACUGGCGAUUGGAGCCGUCGCCGAGGAAGAAACUCUUCUUCCUUCUGAUCGAAAUCAUACUCGGCUUUGGCUUGGGCUAUGUACCUGGCGUCGACAACUUCUCUCACAUUGGCGGUUUUGCAAUGGGUUUGACGUGCUCGAUACUGCUCUACCCGGUCAUACACCAUACAAAGCGUCGACGAGUCAUCUUAUACACGUUGCGCGCAAUCUCCGCGCCUGGCAUCGUGCUUAUGUUUGUGCUGCUCAUCCGCAACUUUUACACUGUCGACCCAAAUAACGCAUGCGAAUUUUGCAAAUAUAUCAGCUGCUGGCCGACUACAGCGAACAACCGUUGUCAGGGCACAGGGCUGGAGAUUCAGACGACAACGACGACCACGAAUGGCAGCUACAUGACUCUGUUCCGGCCUGAGCUGCUGCUUGGCCUCUUCUCGCUGCUUUUCGCAAGGACAUUCUAG